AUGUUCCAAUGCGCCGCGUCGUCCCGCGCCGGCUCCGCGCUCGCCGCCGUGCGUCUGCUGGUGCUGCCGCCCGACGACGAGAUGCACAACAUAACAGUAGAGGUACCGAGCACUCCCAACGACGCACUCCCGACCCUCACAGCAUCCACACAAGUACCCGAGGACGAGGACUUCUUGGGAGAAACCUCAUCAGCAUACACAGCGCCGCCACUGGAGUACUCGGAACUGGAUGAGUACGACGAUAGUGACGUCACUGACGAUGACGAUUCGUUUCAUGCUGCGCAAGGCCUGGACCUGGAGCAGCUGCGAGCUGGCAACAGCUCGGGCGCGGCGCCGCGCGAGCUGCGCGCCGUCAUAGUGAAGCAUCGCUUCGUGACGCUGAGCUGGCAACCGCCGCAGCCGGACGACGACGUCACCGGGUACGCCGUGCUCUACAAGGUCAAGGGCAGCGACAGAGAGCGCGUGUGGCGCGGCGGCGCGGGGCGGCACGAGAUGAACGUGGCGGCCCUGCAGCCCAACACCACGUACUCCUUCGCCGUGCUGGCCUACACCGCGCGGGGCACCUCGCCGCUCUCCGACACGAUAGAAGUAGUAACAGCAGAGGAGGAAGUAUCUCACGGGCCCCCGGUGGACUUACGAGCGGAGGCGACAGGGCCGCACUCCCUGCGUGUGUCGUGGGGCCCGCCCAUAGGAGCCCCGCCACCUACCAAGUACUCUGUGCAUUAUACAGAAGAGGAGAGUGGUCGCGAGCAGUUGGAGUGGGUGGAGGCGGGCGCGGGGCGCGGCGCGGCGCAGGCUGUGACGCUGGGCGCGCUGCGCGCCGCCGCCGCCUACACCGUGCGCGUCGCGGCGGCCGGCGGCGCGCCCGCCUCCGUGCGCGCGCGGACCCCGGGGGACGCGCCCGCCGCCGCCCCUGCCAACGUCUCCGCCAUACCUACUGGUGCUACGUCAAUCCUCGUUCGUUGGGAAGCGCCCCCGUCCCGCACCCACCGCGGGGCUCUGACAGGUUACAAAGUACGUUACCGUGCUCUAUCGCCGGCCCCGUCGCCGGGCCCCGCCACCCCGGGCGCGGGGCCCGCCACCAGGAAGAAGGCAGACUCACUGACCACGCCUGCAGACCAGAGGAGAGCUGAACUGAGGGGGUUGGAUACUGCUACCACUUAUCAGAUCCGCGUGUGCGCCAUCAACGCGAACGGCUCGGGUCCGUUCAGCGAGUGGGUGUCGGCCGCCACGCAGCGCCACGAGCUCGACGAGACCACCGUGCCGCCCGCGCCGCCGCCGCUCACCACGCGCGCGGGGCGCGACUGGAUCAGCGUGUGGUGGGGCGCGGCGCAGGGCGGCGUGCUGCUGCGCGGGCUGGUGCUGGGCUGGGGGCUCGGCGUGCCCGACGACGCCGCGCGCGAACUGCCGCCGCAUCUGCACUCCCACGUCAUCCGCGGACUCGAAUCGAACGCAGAGUACGUGAUCUCCCUCCGCGCGAGCAACUCCCGCGGCCUGGGCCCCGCGGUGUACGCCACGGUGAGGACCAAACCUCCCGCCGACGACGAGGACGAACCGGAGGACGAGGACGAAGAGGAUGAGGACGAGGAGGACGAACCACCCCCGCUUAUACCCCCUGUGGGGGUUAAGGUGAUAAUGCUGAGCGGCAGCACGGCGGUGGUGUACUGGACGGACCCGACGCUGGCCAAGGGCCAGACGGCGACGGACGGCCGCCGCUACGUCGUGCGCUGGGCCAGCGCCGGCGGCCGGGCGCGGACCUUCAACGCCACCGACCUCAACUGCAUGCUCGACGACCUCAAACCGUACACCACCUACGAGUUCGCCGUCAAACUUAUCAAGGGAGGUCGCGAGUCAGCAUGGUCGAUGUUAGUGUCCAACACCACUCUAGAGACGUCCCCCGGCUCCCCCCCGCGCGAGCUGCGCGUGUCCCCCGCCGCUCCCCCCGCGUCCCCCGCCCGCGCAGUAGACCUCGCCUGGCAGCCGCCCGCUAAACCCAACGGGGUCAUUACUGGUUACGUGAUAAUGUACGCAGUAUCGGGCGCGUCCCCGCAGUGGACGGCGGUGGCAGCCCCCGGGGACCGGCCCCGCGCCAGGGUGGAGAGACUGCGCCCCCGCACCAACUAUCUAUUCAAGCUACAGGCACGGAACUCCAAGGGGCUCGGCCCCUUCUGUGCGCCUGUAGCGUACACCACGGGGGCCGAGGCGGGGUCCGGCGGGGGCCUGGCCAGCGCCACGUCGGCCUGGCUGUGGGCCAGCGCCGGCGGGGCCGUGGCCGUGCUGGGGCUGGCGGCCGCGCUGGCCCUGUCCCUGUGCUGCCGGAGGACGACGCCCCCCCUGUCCCCCGACACGUCGACGUACCAGAAGUCGUCAGCGUCGGCCGCCAUCAAGCCGCCGGACCUGUGGAUCCACCACGACCAGAUGGAGCUCAAACAUAUGGACAAGUCGCUGCACAGCUCCGCUAGUAAGAUAUCUGCGGGCAGCGUGGAGGGCGGCGCGCUGAUGUCGUCGACGCUGACGCUGGGCCGCGCGCCGGCCGCCGAGUACGAGCCGGCGCGCCACCCGCCGCCCGCCUCGCUCGACCGCCGCCACCACGUGCCCACCUACGUCGCGAUGACGGGUAUGGGCGUGGGCGUGGGCGUGGGCGGCGUGGGCGGCGUGGGCGGCGUGGGCUGUGCGUCGACGUGCGAGCGCCGCCCGCACGCGCGCAUGCCGCAUCCAGACCAGAGCACGCCCCUGCUGGCGGGCGUGGCCCCGCUGGGGUCCCCGCAGUCGUCGCUGGGCUCGCUGGCGCACGGCCCGCACCCGCCGCACGGACAUCCGCAACAUCCGCCGCCCGCGCCCUGUGGGUCUGGUACAUGUCCACUGGGCGCUGCUUGCGCGGGUCCAGCGUUGGGCGUGGGCGUGGGAGUGGGAGUGGGCGACAUAUACGCGUCCGCGGCGCGCGAGCGUGGACACUACGUCGCGUACGAACCGCUCGGACAUUAUACACACCGCGACUCGCUAAGCAGCGAGACAGGCCCGGGCAGCGGGGGCCCAGGCAGCGGCCCGGGGCUGGGCCCCGGCGGCGGGUCCCUGCAGCGGCGCGGGGCGGGCGGGGGCGCGCUGCACAGCUUCACGCUGAGCGACAACGCGAGCGACACCUCGACACCGCCACACUCCCGCGCCAGCGCCCGCGACACGUCGCCCUACAAGAAGAGCGCCAGCUCCUCGCCCGGACACAUACCCAACAGACUGCAGCUCGGUGAGACUAUGUUACUAGGUCCCGCGACACGUCGCCCUACAAGAAGAGCGCCAGCUCCUCGCCCGGACACAUACCCAACAGACUGCAGCUCGGUGAGACUAUGUUACUAG
Molecule: messenger RNA, 3351 nt
Organism: Spodoptera littoralis (African cotton leafworm)
Lineage: Eukaryota; Metazoa; Arthropoda; Insecta; Lepidoptera; Noctuidae
Source: the annotation of a GenBank genome assembly